AAAAUAUUCGGUGGGUCUAUUUUUACAAAUUACACAAACCUCUCCAUCACAAUCGAAAGAUGAAACCGGAUCAAAUCAAAAGGGUGAAUCAGCACAUCCGAGAUUGAAACAUUUUUUCUACAUUCCAGUCGCAUCUCGCCGGAGACGGUUGCUUUUAAUCGCUUAUUCAAUCACAUCUCGCCGGAGACGGUUGCUUUUAAUCGCUUAUUCAAUCACAUCUGGACUCCGCUGCCGCUCUUCCGGGACAGAAAAUUAAUAUGCAUUGGAUGUAAUCCAAAGGCUCAAAUUAAAGCAGAAGGGUGAGCAGCAGACAAAAGGCUGCUGCAGAUGAGAUCCAGCACUCUCCCGCGCAGGCAACAGCAUUUCCAUUAUCUUGUGAUCUGAAAGCUAGAUCCGAUUGUAACAAUGGCGGGUCGAUUUUUCGGAUCUUCGGCUGCUUCGAUCGCCAUGAUCGUCACCAAUACGCCUUCCCAAGAACUCGCCCUAACCAACCUCGCCUACAUCUCCGCCUCCGAUCUUCCCAAAUUCGCCGUUCCCGGUCACAGCAACCUCUACCUCGCUUCCAUCGGCGAUGUCUUCGUUUUCUCUCUCUCAGCUCAUGAAAGCAUACGUGGUGGUCACAUUGCUUUGAAUUCCAUUCAGCGUCGAUGUGCAAAAGUUUCUGCAGCUGAAUCCGUAGAUGUGACCCGAUUCGUGCCGCCUGAAAAUUUCAACCUGGCCAUGCUUACAGUUGAAUUGGACUUCGUUAAAAGGGUUGGAAGCAGGAGUGAACAGAUUGAUGCUCUUGUACUAGCCAAGCAACUUCGGAGAAGACUUAAUAACCAGGUAAUGACAGCAGGGCAGAAAGUGUUAUUUGAGUUUCAGGGAAAUAAUUAUAGCUUUACAGUCCGGGAAGCUACGGUUGAGGGCCGGGGAAAGUCCAACUCUAUUGAAAGAGGGAUAAUUUUAGAAGACACAUUCUUUGUUUUUGAUGCGCCACGUGAUAGUGGAAUUAAGAUUAUCAAUCAGCGCGAAGGUACUACUAGCAACAUUUUUAAGCAGAAAGAAUUUAACCUUGAGUCUCUGGGUAUUGGUGGCCUGGGCGCAGAGUUUGCAGAUAUAUUUCGAAGAGCUUUUGCAUCUCGUGUUUUCCCUCCCCAUGUGACAUCUAAAUUAGGGAUCAAGCAUGUAAAAGGCAUGCUGCUUUAUGGUCCUCCUGGAACUGGAAAGACUCUUAUGGCACGUCAAAUUGGAAAAAUUUUGAACGGCAAGGAUCCAAAGAUUGUAAAUGGCCCUGAAGUGUUGAGCAAGUUUGUGGGAGAAACUGAAAAGAAUGUAAGGGACCUUUUUGCUGAUGCCGAACAGGAUCAGAGGACCCUAGGGGAUGAAAGUGAUUUGCAUGUUAUUAUAUUUGAUGAAAUCGAUGCUAUUUGUAAGUCCAGAGGCUCAACUAAAGAUGGUACAGGGGUUCAUGAUAGCAUUGUGAACCAGCUUCUUACUAAGAUAGAUGGUGUGGAAUCACUGAACAAUGUUUUGCUUAUUGGAAUGACUAACAGAAAGGACAUGCUUGAUGAAGCACUCUUAAGACCCGGGCGGUUGGAAGUCCAAGUUGAGAUAAGUCUCCCGGAUGAAAAUGGUCGAUUGCAAAUUCUUCAAAUUCAUACUAACAAGAUGAAAGAGAAUUCUUUUCUAGCUUCUGAUGUGAAUCUUCAAGAGCUUGCUGCUCGAACUAAAAACUACAGUGGUGCGGAACUUGAAGGUGUUGUGAAAAGUGCCGUUUCAUAUGCUUUAAAUAGACAAUUGAGCCUUGAAGAUCUCACUAAGCCAGUGGAGGAGGAAAACAUUAAGGUUACGAUGGCUGACUUUUUGAAUGCACUUCAUGAAGUUAUUCCUGCAUUUGGAGCUUCCACUGAUGAUCUUGAGCGAUGCAGACUCCAUGGCAUGGUGGAGUGUGGUGAUCGACAUAAGCACAUUUAUCAGAGAGCAAUGCUAGUCGCGGAGCAAGUUAAAGUGAGUAAAGGAAGCCCUCUUGUUACUUGUCUUCUGGAAGGUUAUCGGGGCAGUGGUAAAACCGCACUUGCAGCUACUAUUGGGAUCGAUAGUGACUUCGCUUAUGUCAAAAUAAUUUCAGCUGAAACAAUGAUUGGUCUACAUGAGAGCUCUAAAUGUGCCCAGAUUAUUAAGGUUUUUGAGGAUGCAUACAAGUCACCUUUGAGCGUCAUUGUUCUUGAUGACAUUGAGAGAUUAUUGGAGUAUGUUCCUAUUGGUCCUCGAUUCUCAAACCUUAUUUCUCAGACACUACUGGUUUUGCUCAAGAAACUUCCUCCAAAGGGUAAAAAACUCAUGGUAAUUGGAACAACUAGUGAAGUAGAUUUCUUGGACUCGAUUGGUUUUUGUAAUAACUUCUCGAUAACUUACAAUGUUCCUACAUUGAGCACAAAUGAUGCGAAGAAGGUCCUUGAACAGUUGAAUGUUUUUGCGGAUGACGAUAUUGAUUCUGCCGCAGAGGCAUUGGAUAAUAUGCCUAUCAAGAAGCUAUACAUGUUGAUUGAGAUGGCAGCGCAAGGUGCACAAGGUGGAUCAGCAGAAGCUAUCUAUGCCGGCAAAGAGAAAAUUAAUAUAUCUCAUUUCUUCGAUUGCCUUGGAGAUGUUGUCAGAUUAAUAUAAUUGUGUGUCAUCAAGUGCUUUUACAGUAGAGUGAGUGCAUUGUAUCAUCAUUGUUUUAGAUAAUUGAAUAUCAUUUUUUUUGUAUAUAUAAAAUUAUCACGUUGCAUAAUACUUCUGUUCAGUUUUGAGGAGGCUUUAUCAAUUACCGUUGCUUGGUUAUGCUGAUUGUAAUUUUGAGACAGGUGUUAUCUGUACGUGGUUAUGGCUUAGUUUGAAUUGAGCCGUACAAAAUUGGCAUAAGCAUAACCUGUGUAUUCAACAUUAUCUAAAUAUCUUAUUGUGAUAACUCACUGCAAUAUUUUUGUAAA
Messenger RNA from Vicia villosa (hairy vetch), 2954 nucleotides. Its product is annotated as vesicle-fusing ATPase-like. Bases 406 to 2646 code for a protein of 746 amino acids. Gene Ontology annotation, biological process: SNARE complex disassembly; intra-Golgi vesicle-mediated transport; Golgi to plasma membrane protein transport. The record is from RefSeq and is a predicted model, not a curated record. Gene Ontology annotation, cellular component: Golgi stack. The transcript is spliced from 23 exons. NCBI's taxonomy places the organism in Eukaryota, Viridiplantae, Streptophyta, Magnoliopsida, Fabales, Fabaceae. Gene Ontology annotation, molecular function: ATP binding; ATP hydrolysis activity.